Messenger RNA from Colletotrichum scovillei, 1706 nucleotides. Its product is annotated as 6-phosphogluconolactonase. The record is from RefSeq and is a predicted model, not a curated record. Gene Ontology annotation, biological process: pentose-phosphate shunt; carbohydrate metabolic process. Bases 408 to 1193 code for a protein of 261 amino acids. NCBI's taxonomy places the organism in Eukaryota, Fungi, Ascomycota, Sordariomycetes, Glomerellales, Glomerellaceae. Gene Ontology annotation, molecular function: 6-phosphogluconolactonase activity. The transcript has a single exon.
UUAACAUCUGGAAACAUCCAUGACCCAUCCCGCCGCUUGAUUCUUAGACCGACGCUAUUAAUCCCCUCGGUCCUUAUUACGUCUCUCCCGUGUGCAGACUGACAGACGGCUCUCUCAAAGCUUCCAUCUUCGUCUGAACCUCCAACUUUCAACCAACCACACGGAACACGCAAGCAUAUCUGCCCUGCCCAGCAAAACGCAGUACAUCCCGCAGCAAGAAGCCAGAGUUUGUGCGCACCUUCUCCAAUUUCGGACCGCCCCUCAUUCUGCACCGACAGCAGACCGUUUUCCUUCACAUCCUCCUCUUCGCCCCCCUUCGCAACGUAAACCUCGCUUCCGACAUCACACUUCUCCGCCCCCCGCCUUCCGCCUUCCACCAACCUACCUCCAGCUUACUUUACCCCACCAUGAGCAACAAACAGCCAAACCUCUUCGCCUACCCGUCGGUUGACGAACUCGCGCCCGCCCUGCGAUCCUACGUCAUCCAAGCACAAAAUGCAGGUCUGAAUCGUCACGGUGCCUUCAAGGUCGCCGUCUCUGGCGGCUCGCUGCCCAAGACUUUGGCCCAGGCACUGCUCACACCCUCCACCGGCCCCGAAGACCAGGUUCACUUUGGAAAGUGGGAAAUCUUCUUCGCCGACGAGCGCGCUGUUCCCCUCGACCACGAGGACUCCAACUAUGCUCUCCUCAAGAGCCAGCUGCUCGACAAGAUCCCCGAGGACCUCGGUGCCCCGACCGUCCACCCCAUCGACACCACCUACCUGAACGACACUCAGGAGCUGGCCGAUCAGUACGAAAAGACUCUCGUCACCAGCUUUGCCAGCCGCGACAGCGUGCGUCUCCCCAUCUUCGACUUGCUGCUCCUCGGCUCCGGUCCCGACGGGCACACCUGCAGUCUGUUCCCCGGUCACGAACUGCUGCGCGAGACGACUGCCUGGGUUGCUCCCAUCGAGGACUCCCCCAAGCCCCCGCCCAAGCGCAUCACUCUCACUCUUCCCGUCGUGAACCACGGCGUCAAGAUUGCCUUUGUCGCCACUGGUGGCGGCAAGAAGGAGAUCAUGAAGAGGAUCUUUGAGCACGGCGAUGGACUCCCCUGCGCCCUUGUCAACGAGGGCGCCGGCGACCGCGUCAGCUGGUUCGUCGAUAACGCCGCCGUUGAGGGCGUCAGCUUCCCCCGCCGUUCGUUCUUGUAAACACCAAAGAACCACGGUGAGGAGAGACGGUGGAUAGAUCUGAUGAUGUGGAGGACGAUUGCGAAAUAAAAAAGAACAAACAUUGCUCGUUCCAGAUAGACAGAGACUCAACGAACGGCACAUCUCUCAAAGGGAUGGAAAUUACGAAGGAAAAAAAAAAAAGGACUGUACCGACAAUCGCUGGCUUGAUCGCGAGCUUCAGAGACCUGGUGUCCAUGCCCAGUCUACCUCGUCUUGGGUUGCCCCUGGAACUCUUUCCCACCAUCCCUUUUUCAGGAUUUGCUAUCUGUUCGCUGGGCCUCGAACUUUUGAUAUCCACUCACGUCAGACUUUAUGAUUUCACGAUACAAAGGAACGAGACGAGAGACUUUGGGAGGGAAACUUUGCCAGACGGAUCGGCGGCUACAGUUUUUCAAUCGCCGUGACGCACAAAUGUCGGUAGAUAGCUCGACGGGUCUCCUCUCCCACGAAGGAGAAGGGGCCAAGCGAAUGCAAAAAUGACAUAUAUCCCCA